This is a messenger RNA of Vitrella brassicaformis, 1466 nucleotides long. NCBI's taxonomy places the organism in Eukaryota, Vitrellaceae. The record is from the annotation of a GenBank genome assembly.
CGUGAUAUUUAUGCAAUGAACGCAUGAAAGCUCACUCUCAACACGUUUUCAUAAGUGCAGCAUUCGGUCAGCAAUCAGUCAGCUAUCACCCCACAUACCCCAUCGAGGCAGGGCGGGACAUGAAGCAGAGCAUACGGCAGCAAACAAAAUAGGAUGCGAAUACAUCAGUCACAUUUUACUCACACCACAGCGAAGGCCCUGAUCCAGUUGGGGCUCGCCGAGAAGCCACUGACGCCGGACCCGGAUGGCCUUCGGAGGGACGCUCAUUGGAUCAGCAUGGUUGGCCAUCCACUGCUGCAUCACGUCCUCAAUUUGGUGGUACUUCGGCUGUCUGUUGCGCUUCUUGUUUGUGUCGAUGGCUUUCUUGCCCGGCGCCGGCUGCUUCUUCAGUUUGUGCCGCCACUGCUUGAACUGGCCAGGCUUGAGGCCCUUCUCUCGUUCGAACCGGGAAAUGGUGAUGCGCUCGCCGAACUUCUUCCGCCUUUCGAACUCCUCCACCAGCCGCAGCCGCUCGCCAAUCGUCACCUCGCCGGCCCUCUCAGUGGGCACCUGCAAGACACACACACAAACACAGACAGCAUUGGUGAGGCGACAGGCAGUGCGCGUAUUUGGCAAGUGUGCAUCACCUGCUGUGACGACUGGGGAGCCCUUCGUCUCGGUGAGUGCCGGAGUGGCGGGAGGGACUCUCCGCGAUCUCGUGCGGACGGCUCAGGCGGCGGCCACAUGACAUUGGGAUGCAUUUGGUAGGGCGGGAAGCCAUAGUGAGUACGAGGAUACUGACCACACACAUGAGAGGACAAUCACAUCAACGAGUGGGCCUCUUUCCUUCGUUCUCUCACCUGAGGUGUCUGCUGCUGCAUGGAGGGGUCGGCGAUGGGGUGGCCGCUUGAAUGGUGGCCUCCGCCAUAGGGCAGAUAAGAAACUGCCAGAGCACCGGCGUGUCGCUCCCAUACAUCAUCUGUGGAACCACACAGUGCGUGAUAUCAGCCGUUCAGCUCACAUGCGUGUCCAUCGCGGCUCACUGUGAUGCGACUGCUGAGUCAUCCAUUCACCAGCCGCACUCGCAUCAAAAUCACCUGGCACCUGCGAGGAAAGAGAAAGGAACAGAUUCGCAUCAGCACCACUGACUCCAUCGCUGCACACACCUGUGUGUGAGUGUCAUUGAAAUGAUGCCAGCGGUAAUGAUGCUCCUCGGCUCCCGUGGGAUCAUCAUGAAAUUCGCAGUCCCACAUUCCCUGUGGGCCAGAUCUGCCUGAAUCAUCCAUCAGAUGGCCUCCUUCAGGAAGGCCCUCCUUCCUUCGGCAGCCCUUUCAGGACAGCCUGAAGAGUCACACAGACAUCAGCCAGAUCAGCCAACUGGUGUGUGGCGGCAAGGCGCAUCACCUGGUGGUCAGAUCUGCUUGAGUCCAGUCCUCCAUCACUCUCAGAAGGUGAUGUGAUCGUUUCUUUUUUCUGUUUUGUUUCUG